UGAGCGGCUGGUGUGCUCGCUAAAGGUGUCCGGGGCGCUGGUUGGAAGGCUAGAGGCCGGAGCUCGGUGACCGGCUGCUCCCGCCCGCUUUCCUUGUGCCUUUUGGCCGCCGUGGCGUCAGGUGGGGAAAAUGUCGGCGGAGAAGGAGGCCGCGCCGCGGCAGCGGGCUGUCAACCCCGUCAAGAAUUUCUUCGCUGGCGGCUUCGGCGGGAUGUGCCUGGUGUUCGCCGGGCACCCGCUGGAUACCAUCAAGGUGCGAUUGCAGACACAACCAAGACCUCUCCCUGGCCAAGCUCUCAAGUUCAAAGGGACCUUUGACUGCUUCUACAAGACACUAGUUGGAGAGGGUAUCCGAGGUUUAUACAGGGGAAUGGCUGCCCCAAUUGUUGGUGUUGCACCUAUGUUUGCUGUGUGUUUCUUUGGCUUUGGCUUGGGUAAAAAACUGCAGCAGAAGAAACCCGAUGAUGUCCUCACGUAUCAACAGUUGUUUGCUGCAGGGAUGCUAUCUGGGGUUUUCACCACUGCGAUCAUGGCACCAGGAGAGAGGAUCAAAUGUCUCCUACAGAUUCAGGCAACUACUGGCGAAAGCAAGUAUGCUGGUCCUUUGGAUUGUGCUAAACAGAUCUACAAAACGUCUGGCAUUCGGGGCAUCUACAAGGGGACUGUUCUCACUCUUAUGAGAGAUGUACCUGCAAGUGGAAUGUACUUCAUGACUUAUGAGUGGCUGAAGCAUAUACUUACUCCUGAGGGACAGAGGAUGAACAUCGAGAUCCCCCCCGGGCUGACCGACCUGCUGCAGGGCUACACGGUGGAGGUGCUCCGGCACCGGCCCUCCGAUCUGGUGGAGUUCGCCAUCCAGUACUUCACCGAGCUGAAGGAGAAGGAGGAGCAGGCCGGGGGCAGAGGGAGGUUCAGGAGCGAUGAGGACCCCAUGCAGACCGAGUCCAACGGGGACGACGACGAGUCGGGGUCUGAUUCGGGGUCAGACUUUGAAGCACCAAUUAUUAACAGAUUAAACCGAAGGGUUUCAGUUUGUGCAGAAGCUUUCAACCCAGAUGAGGAUGAUGAGGAGGAUACAGAACCAAGGGUCGUUUACCCAAAGACAGAUGAUCAACGAGCUAGAUUACAGGAAGCCUGUAAGGAUAUUCUUCUGUUCAAAAAUCUUGACCAGGAACAACUAUAUCAAAUCCUUGAUGCAAUGUUUGAGAGGAAAGUUGAACCUUCAGAACACGUCAUUGACCAAAAUGAUGAUGGAGACAAUUUCUAUGUAAUUGAAAGGGGUACAUAUGAUAUUUAUGUAAAUAAAGAUGGGAAACCUCUACUCGUUGGUAAAUAUGACAAUCAUGGCAGUUUCGGUGAGCUGGCACUGAUGUACAACACUCCAAGAGCUGCUACAAUUGUUGCUACCACAGAAGGAGCCCUCUGGGGUUUGGAUCGUGGUACAUUUCGACGAAUAAUUGUGAAAAACAAUGCAAAAAAGAGGAGGAUGUAUGAAACAUUCGUUGAAUCAGUGCCGCUUUUAAAAUCUCUGGAGGCUUCAGAAAGAAUGAAGAUUGUUGAUGUAAUAGGAGAGAGAUCAUAUCAGGAUAAUGAACUUAUCAUUUCACAGGGCGAUAAAGCAGACUGCUUCUUCAUUGUCGAAUCGGGUGAAGUGAAGAUCAUGAUCAAGAGCAAGACACAGGCAGAUCAACAGGAUAAGACAGAGGUAGAGAUUGCCAGAUGUACCAGGGGGCAGUAUUUUGGAGAGCUAGCACUGGUUACCAAUAAACCCAGAGCAGCUUCAGCAUAUGCUGUUGGAGAAGUCAAAUGCUUAGUGAUGGAUAUUCAAGCAUUUGAAAGAUUGUUAGGCCCUUGCAUGGACAUCAUGAAGAGAAAUAUAGUGAAUUAUGAAGAACAACUUGUCUCCUUGUUUGGUACCAGUUUGGACUUGGAGAAUCCUGGUAUAUAGGCACGUUGUUAUCCAGUGCCUUCUCAGUUUGAUGAAAGCAAAGUGAAAAUUAUCCACACACACAAAUAAAACUCCCUACAGAAAAAUAAAUCGCAGUAAAUGGGCAAAGCAGCAUUUUCUGGCUCUUACCAUCCCGUCGGGCAACUACGAUGUAAUGAUGAAAUACAUUACCGCCCAGCCAGGGAUGGGAAAAUGUGUGGCAUAUGUUUGUAUUUUUUUGUUAUCUGCCUCCUUGGGUUUAAAAGCAUAUAUUCUGUAUCCUGAUUUUUUUCCAAAUCCAGAAAAAAAUGUUGAUUUAUGAAUUAUCAAACUGAACAACAACAGACAAAUACUAAAUGUAAUUUUUGAUAAGAUGAAAUGGAUGAGAUUCAGUGUUCCUUUGUUACUUCUAUAAGUAGGUGAAAAGUUCUUGCCAAAAAGCUAUAAAAAAAACUGAUUGUUGUAAAGCUUUGAUCGCUUCAGUGGUUUCACCACUGAGUGUUACAUUGAAAAGUAUCUGGGAUAGGUGUUAUGUUUCAUAUAAAGUGUUAAAGAUCCCUAAAUUGUGUUAAACAAAGACCACAGGAGCUGCUUGAAAUCAAGGGGUUUCUAAAAUGCAAGUUGUGCAUCCAUCGUGGGUAUUCAGCAUGAUACAGAUCCACAGUAUGAAAUAUCCAGAGGUCAGAUGACAAGUGAAGACCUUGAAGAACAAGAAGGGUGAAAAAAUUGUCACUUUGUACAAUUAUAGCAUUAUAACCAGUCUCCAGUUUGUUGCUCUGUGCAGUUAACAGCACACACGUGCUCAAAAAACAGUGCUGUUCCUCUCCACGGUGUUUCAGUUAAAACUUUGGUCAAGGUGAUACACAGCUGUCACUUACUGUAACUUUUUCCCCUCUUUUAGUUGAAAUUUUUCAAUGGGCUUGGGUUGAAUUGGGUAUUUUAUUUAAUGAAGGAGCUUUCUCAUGUGCAGUGGUUAUCUGGCACACUUUGUGCAUGUUACAUGUGGCUGCUAUAGCUAGCAGUUUACAUUACUAGACAGUUUCUACAAGCAAAACAAAUUGAAGAAUGUUGUGCUUUUUGAUCUUUUGCUUCUAUUUUGUUCUAAUAUUUGUCUCAUUUUUCCUUCCCCUUCUCCUAUGCCUCCUGCAUCUAUACAAUGCUUAGGUCAGGAAGGAUAGAGAGCUCACCAGACAGGUGUUCAGGAAUUGGUACAAUUGAGUGAUGUACAAGAAUCGUCCCUGUCUGCUCUUUUUUGCAGCCCAGACUAUUCCAUGAACUAUUUGCUCCGCUUCAAGGAAAUGUUGAGCAGCCUAGUUGAGACUAGCAUUUGAGAUGUCAUAUCUUAGAGCUCAGUCUCGUAUUCAAGAGUCAUGCAGUGAUAAACUGUAAUUAAGAAAAGCCCUUGAGGAUUGAAUGUGUGACCAGAAUCAUUAACAGUACUGUCCCACGGAACAGAAGUACCUGCGGUCAUUGAAUUAUGAAAGUGGUUGUUGAUCUUAGCCGAAGAUUUUUUUUUAAUUAAUGUGGUGUAACUAGUUACAAUGAAGUGAUUACAGCCAUCAUUUUAUUCAGAACCACAUGAUUUCUUAAAACUUCAAAUUGAGAAGUUCCCAGAUCUUAAGGUUUAGAAAAUUUUGAUUAAGGUCACUUUUUUAUGUUGAGUGUAUAUUUCCUUCAACAAACCUAUGGUUCACCCUUCAAUAAAUCUAAAGUGUUUUGAUUUGUUUUUCUUAUUGGGACAAUAUUGGUAGAUUCAGAAAUACUGGUAAAUAAGCAAGAAGCUGCUGUGAGAAUUAACCAAACUUUAUUACAAAAGUUUCUUGCAUCCCUAAUUGCAUCCUAAGUAUUUGGCUUGCCAGACUGGUCCUGGGUUUAAUCCCCCAGUCUGUGUUGAAUUAAAUCAUCUGAACCUGCUUGCUGGUAGAGAUCAGUAAAGGUGCUCAGCAUUCCUGGGUUAUGUAGAAGAGAGCUGGCUGUCAUUUCCACUCUUCACUAACCAGCUGAGAAUUGGUCAUUUGGCAAGAGCAGGUUCAUGCUUGCUGGGGUCAAAUAUCCUGAUAGCAUUCAUUACUGAGAUUCAUGCAUGAAGAAUCACCACCAGACAGAGGUACAGAAGGGCAACUGGUGCCUGUGGAACCAUACCCCAUUCAGGGAGUUUAUAUUUUCAGGUGAGAAACAGGAGAAAAUUGGCAGAAGAUGAAAGGAAAUUAAAGGUUUCUUUGAUGUGAAUGAGCUUGCUUUAAUAAUUUUUCUUUAGUUUUGUGCGAAAUUGAAUUCUUAUCAUUUCAAUAACAAUUUCAUUGCACCUGCUGUAUUUGCUACUGGAUUUAACAAUAGGGGCUUGGUAAUGCAAUCCUGAUUUAGCAAAUCCAGCGCAUCAUAUCCUGGUCAUGCCCGUGAGCCAAGUGCUAUCCUAGGCAGAUAAUGCAAGGUCAUAUUGGCAACUCAUAUAGGGCUGCUGGUGGUUGAAGAUACCAUUCUUCCUCAAGAGAAGGGAGUCACAAGAUAGUCAGUGCCGCCAUCAAAGUGGCCUUUUAAGGCUUUAAUAAAAGCUUAGCUGGAUAAUCCUUUUGGACCAGCUAGGUGGAAUAAAUUACAGAUAAACUAAAUGUUGAGCAGCUGCUGUGCUUUGAAGCACUAUAGCUACAUUCUGAAUAAGUCCCUUAAAUAAAAUCCAGGGCUGUAAUAAGCCUUGGGUAAGGUGUGAGUAUGUGCGUGUGUGUGCAGGUUGUGAAUGCCAACAGCAUGUGCAGCAUUUUGCCCUCUGACUAGUAAUAUGGUCUCGGGGAACACUGCAUUGACACUGCAUUCUCCCGAUCUACUCAACUUUUAAUCCACUGUUCUACUUUGAAUCACAGGUUUUGGUAUUUUAAUGAAAAUAGAGUAUCCAUUCACCAUUGGUGUACGUACUCUUUUUGUGUCCAAUUCAAGCUUAUUUGCAUGGUUAAAGGCUGUUUCUCUGUAAUUUUUACCACUACUUAUGAUACAAAAUUAACAUUCAGCCUGACAUUCUGACCUCAAAAAGAGAAUAGAGAUGCUGUUAGUUUUGUCAAUUGUAAACAAUGUUUGUUGCAUUGAAGGGGCUAUAGCAUUAGAAUUUAACAUCUUAACGGCAUAAUGACUGACAUUCCAACAGAGCUGUGAAGGUAGUGGAGGGAUAGAAGACUACAUUGAACAGAGUUGGACAGGUUAAUUCACCUUUGAAAUACAGUAGAAACUAGUGGCUUAGAUUCUUUCUACUUUUUUUAAAACAUAAAACCCCUUAAGACAUGAUGUUUUAUGUUCUUUCUGGGACUCAUCCAUGGUUUCGCAGUGGUUCAGCUGCUGUCUGCCCAACUUUUCAUGCCAUCUUUUGAAGUACUGUGGUACAUUCUGUGAUACGUUUUCAAAGACAUUUGAAUUACUGCAGCACUUUGCCUAAGCAAGACCAGAUAGUGAGUUCUGAUAGGUUGGAAAUCACAGCGGAGCCCCAUUCUGUUUUUACCUAAUUGUUCAUAUAUGCACAUUUACUGACAGGAAUUUUCUACUCGACAGCAACAAAUUGGGUGGAAAUCAUGCAAUUUUGUUUACACCCUUUAAGCCAGUGGCAGUAAGCCCAGUUAUAUCAUCACAGGUAAUUUCUCGGCUGAGAGCUUGCAUACACUUUAUAUGACAGCAGUCCUUGCUGCUUAAGUUUGUUAGCUGAGAAUAAAUCAUAGCACAGAACCCAGCAGUCAAAUUGCACUCAAAUACCUGCAACAUUAGUAAUAUCCCUUGUUGACUACACUGUACAAUUCUUUGAGCAUCAUAUAGGAGUCUUUCUAAUCAUAAUUGGGUACAUCUAACCCAAUGUAUUUCAAAUCAUAUCACAGAAUUGUUGCAAUGCAAGAGGAGGCCAUUUGGCCCAUCAUGUCUGCACCAGCCCUCUGAAUGAGCAAUUCACUUAGUUCCAUUCCCCCACCUUCUCCCUGUGAUCCUGCACAUUCUUCCUUUUCAGAUAACAGUCUAUUUCCCUUUUGAACGCCUCGAUUGAACCUGCCUCCACCAAAUUCAGGCAGCGCAUUCCAGACUUUAACCACUUGCUGCGUGAAAAAGUUUCUCAUGUCGCUUUCGUUUAUUUUGCCAAUUACUUAAGAUCUGCGCCUUGUCUCUCUUGAUCCUUUCAUGAGUGGGAACAGUUUCCUCCUAUCUACUCCAUCCAGACCCCUCAUGAUUUUGAAUCCUUCUAUUAAAUCUCUCUCAGCCUUUUAUUCCAAGGAAAACAGUCCCAACUUCUCCAAUCUAUCUUCAUAACCGAAGUACAUUGCCAGUGAUGUUGAACAGUCAGUUGGUCUAGUGACUAAAGCCUGCAACAAAACCAAAUGGAAAAUAGUCAUAGCAGUUCACAAUAGUAAUCAUGAAGUAAAAGUCCAUUGUCCUCAGCAUGUACCUGUGUAUCUGCAUACCAAGGUCCCUCUGUUCUAUUUCAUUACCAUUUAAGCUGUAUUUCCUUUUCCUAUUCUGAUUACAAAAAUGCACUAGUUCAUAAUUUUUCAAAAUUUUGUCCCCUUCACUUCCCAAUCCUGCUAGCCCAUGUUUGUGCUCUAUGCUUUUCAGAAUGCUUGGCAUGUUUUCACCCAGUUUGACCUCAUCAGCAAAUUUCAGUUUUGUUCCUCACUUGCUCAGACUAGGUUUUGUAUCCAAUAGUAAAUGGAGCAAUACCAACAUUGUUCCCUGUGCAACACAACUUGUCCUCAACCAUAUCUCUGCCUAUAUGACCACAUUCCACUGAAUCCCAUGCACCAUUAUCUUUGUUGGAAGUCUCUUAUGCAAUACCUUACCUAAUAUUUUUUUGAAAUCCAUUGUGCUCGAAAAACAGCAUCUUCUUUAUCCUCAGUCUUCUUCCUUUAAUGAAUUCUAUAAGUUUGGUGAAGCAUUUAUUAGACCUUUUAGGUCCCGAAUAACGUUUUUUUUUAGUGUUUAGUCAUUUCCAUCCUAUAUUUUAGAUGGUGGCUGCCAUGACAUCAAUAAUUGCCUUGAAAGGCAUUUGUCAGUGAAAAGGCCCUAAAGCUGAAUAAACCACACUAUGAUCUGUAGUAUGGGGGUAAAAAAUAUUUUUAAAAUUCCUAGCAUGACCUGAAGCAUUAAAAUCUCUUUUUACUUAGACUGGUUGAGACCUGGACUUUGUCAUGCUUUAUGCCUACCACCUGAGCUGACCAUCUUUGUGAGUUUACUGUUGUUAUCAAUCUUAUGUUAUCAAUUAUUUUCUAUCUGACAUAAUCUGGAUACAUGUUUCUUUAGCAGGAAGGGGAUAAAAAGGACUUAUGGUCAAUUGCAGUGUUUUUAUACCAAGCUCUCAUACUUCAUGUAAAGAAGAAAUAAACUGGCUGUUUCAUUUCA
Messenger RNA from Carcharodon carcharias (great white shark), 7285 nucleotides. RefSeq names its product protein kinase, cAMP-dependent, regulatory, type II, alpha A (gene prkar2aa). Lineage: Eukaryota; Metazoa; Chordata; Chondrichthyes; Lamniformes; Lamnidae. Gene Ontology annotation, biological process: carnitine transmembrane transport; mitochondrial transport; regulation of protein phosphorylation. Gene Ontology annotation, cellular component: cAMP-dependent protein kinase complex; mitochondrial envelope. Gene Ontology annotation, molecular function: cAMP-dependent protein kinase regulator activity; O-acyl-L-carnitine transmembrane transporter activity. The record is from RefSeq and is a predicted model, not a curated record. The transcript has 17 exons. The coding region runs from base 131 to 1948 and encodes 605 amino acids.